Molecule: messenger RNA, 303 nt
Organism: Penicillium roqueforti
Lineage: Eukaryota; Fungi; Ascomycota; Eurotiomycetes; Eurotiales; Aspergillaceae
Product: 3CxxC-type zinc finger protein
Exons: 2
Coding region: 1-303 (100 amino acids)
Source: RefSeq, a predicted model, not a curated record
AUGAUCGCCGUCACAAUUCGUCUAUACCCAGGGCAAGAAUAUAAUGCGAGGGUAUACCACCAACACUGUAAAACAUGCAGUUGGGUCAGUCGACCAGUGCUGGACCAGUCAUACGCCGAGAGAAUUGUCUACCGGAUCAAAAAAUGGAACGGAGUGCCAGUAGAGACGAUUUCGAAUUCCGGCAGCAGCAGAGGUCCUCACAACAGAAAACUUUGUGAGGGGUGCAAAGCCGGACACUGUUCCCAAUCAAGGGAGAAUGCAGGGGUGGAUUUUAUUGCACAACUAGAAAGAUUGACUCUCUAA